AUGGUGACCGAUACGUUGGAUACCGAUGCGAAACCCGCUGAUAUCCUCAAUGGCGACGUGACUCUGCCUGCUGGUUGGGCGGAAGGUUCAUUAGACCCGGAGUCGGAUCAAGAGGUGCCUGUCGACGCGGAUGAGCUCAAAGAUGCGUUGGGGCGCCCGCCACCAGUUCACAGCGACUAUCUCCCACUUCCCUGGAAAGGACGUCUUGGAUAUGCCUGUUUGAACACCUACCUGCGCUACUCCACCCCAUCCGUCUUUUGUUCGCGAACAUGUCGCAUUGCGUCGAUUCUCGAAAAUAGACACCCUCUCCAAGACCUUGAGCAACCCCCACAUCCAACAAAGAAUCGCCCAGAUCGAGAUCAGCCCGCGGAUGUCGCACGCGGCCAGGCCUUCGUCGAGUCGCUCGGGUUGGCAAAUGCAGGCGACCUGGUAAAGCUUAUCCGAUGGAAUGAUAAGUAUGGCAUCAAGUUCAUGCGACUUAGCAGUGAGAUGUUCCCAUUUGCUAGUCACAAGGAAUAUGGCUACAAAUUGGCUCCUUUUGCCUCCGACGUCCUGGCUGAGGCAGGAAGAGUUGUAGGAGAGCUUGGCCACCGGGUGUCCGUUCAUCCUGGUCAGUUCACGCAACUAGGCUCUCCCAAACGGGAGGUGGUGGAAAGCUCCUAUCGUGACUUGGAAUACCACUCGGAGAUGCUGCAACUGCUCAAACUUCCUCCUCAGCAAGAUCGUGAUGCCAUCAUGAUCCUACACAUGGGAGGAGUCUUCGGUGACAAGGCUGCUACUCUGGACCGGUUCCGAGAUAAUUAUGCUGUCUUGUCAGAGGAUAUCAAGAAACGACUCGUUCUCGAGAACGAUGAUGUCAGCUGGACUGUGCAUGAUCUAUUACCCAUAUGCGAGGAGUUAAACAUCCCCCUCGUCCUCGACUACCAUCACCAUAAUAUUCUUUUCGAUCCGACUGAGGUCCGAGAGGGCACGCAAGACAUCAUUCCUCUUUACGAACGCAUAGCUGCCACAUGGUCGCGCAAGAACAUUACGCAGAAAAUGCAUUAUUCAGAGCAAACCGCUCCCGCCAUUACACCCCGACAGCGCCGCAAGCACAGCGAUCGAGUGGCCACCCUGCCCCCCUGCAUUCCCACCAUGGACCUAAUGAUUGAGGCCAAAGACAAAGAACAGGCCGUUUUUGAACUGAUGCGAACAUUCAAACUCCCCGGUCACAACCUUUUCAAUGACCUGAUUCCCUACACACGGACAGACGAGAACAGGCCUUUCAAGCCCCCUCGCAAGUCUAAAAAGAAUGGCGGAUUCGUUGACCUAGAAGGCUCCGUACCACCGCCCGGACCAUCCCCGACGAGGAAGUCGGGAUGGGAGAAAGUCGUCAAGCCCAAGGCUACAUCCAGUCCAGCAAAAAAAAUCAAGGCCGAGCCCGCUGAUACAAAUGGCUCAGUAGGAACGCCAGUGAAGAAACCAGCUCGUGCUCCCAAACGAACCCCAACCAAGUCCCGGACCAAACGCAAAGCGGAAGAGAUAGAAUCUAGCCCGGAGUCCGAACUAAGUGGUUUGUCGGUGGAUCAGGAGACGGUUAGUACAAAGACCACAACGUCUACGUCUCGGAAGAGCAGUCGGGCGAAGAAAGUCAACUAUACGGAAGAAUCUACGGACCAGGACCUGAUCCACUCCCGCAGCCGCGACGUUUCAACUCCCCCUCCACCAAUAUUCUUUGCUCUUGCGACUGACAACUUCUCUCUAUCGUCAGGACCCGACAAGCUAUCAACAUUCCUCCGCGUCCUAGUCGGUCCGCUUCGGACUCGUCGAGCACAGAACCAUCUGUGGAACCUUCGACACGAAGUCCUCCCCGCACUCCGACACCGAGCACAGUCCCGAAUCUACCGUGCAAUUGUCAAACGUCAAGCGCGACUUGCCGCACGCAACCGUAGAUUUGGCGGCGGUUUCAUUGCCUAUCUUCUUGGGCCUCGGCGACGGCUGCGGGGCGGGAGACUUGGUCUUGGUAUCUGGGCGCACCCUCUUGCAAGACGUUCGAGAGCGAUCAAGGGUCCGACAGAAGGACCAAACGAAGCUGUGAGAAGCCCGAUGGCACAGUCUGGGCUGUCCUCGACAUGGGGUCAAGGAAGUGGUGAUGGAACUGCCCCCGGUGGCCGUCGCAAGAAGGCCUACGAGUGGUUGAAGGCUGCCAACGAAUUAGGUCAGGCGUAUACCUCGCGAUGGACCAGUCAGAGAAGUGACACCCAGGAAGAUUAUUACCACACUCCUGGUGCUUUCCCUGAUGUGGAGAUUGCUCGAUCCGGCGAUGAGGAAAUGGUGCUAUUCCCAAGCUACGGACGACGACUCCCAGAAAAGAAAGCCAAUGAUACUAAGAUGCGCCCGCGACGAGACUCGUGGUCCGAAACGAUUGACGACUAUCGGGGUGUCUCUGAAGAUAGCAGCGACCGUCUUGGCGAUGGCUGGCCCAACCCCGAUCUUGAAAAUGCCAUGGUGGACGUUGAUGUGCGUGGCUGGAUCUACGCACCAAACCGAGGCCCCAUGAACCGAAAGCAUCGCUUGAUGGUCAAGCUGGCUCGGACUUUGAGUGGCAUCCCCACCCCCACGGGCACGGCCAACGAAGAUGGUCCCGAUCCGAUGCCCGCGAAAGGCGAGGAUGAGUACGUGGACAAGCAAAUGAAGACUCUAGUCGAUACAGCAGAACGAGAUGCCGAUCAGGCAUGGAAGAGUUCCAAGACCGAGCGGGCUAAAGACGGUCUCAAAGAAGCUGCGCAGCUGACCAAAGAUGAGAUUUCCAUGGCAAAUGCUCAUUUAAUGGAAAGACUUCGCCCUUUCUUAACAAACCCCGUUGCCGGUAUGUCGGUCACGAUAUUCUUCUUCAACAAUGAUCAGAGCGAAUCUCGUAAUAUUAUGACUGAUGAGUCCGGUCACUUCAAUGUGCGGGCUCCUUUGCCAUUCGUACCAACUCAUGUUCGAGUGCUCGCGUCUGAAGAUCUAUCAGCUGCAAAGCCGAUUCAGAUUAUUGAACCUUCCGGUAUCAGCAUGAUCAGUGACAUUGAUGAUACGGUGAAGCACUCUGCGAUUGCAAGUGGUGCAAAGGAGAUGUUCCGAAACACUUUCGUUCGUGAGUUGGCUGAACUCCAGGUUGGCGGAGUCAGCGAAUGGUAUACCCAAGUUGCUAAACGUGGUGUGGAAAUGCAUUACGUAUCUAACGCUCCAUGGCAAUUAUACCCUCUGCUUGAGAGAUACUUCAAAAUGGCCGGACUACCUCCAGGAUCCUUCCACCUCAAGCAAUACUCUGGCAUGCUACAGGGUAUUUUUGAGCCCACAGCCGAGAGAAAACGGGGUUCGCUUGAACAGCUUCUACGGGAUUUCCCUGAUCGCAAGUUCAUUCUCGUCGGCGACAGCGGAGAAGCCGAUCUGGAGGUCUACACUGAUAUUGUUCUGGCAAACCGUGGUCGAAUUAUGGGAAUCUUUAUCCGCGACGUGACCACCCCAAAGGACAAGCCAUUCUUUGAUAAAGCCACCGAGCACCUUGAAACGGGGCCGGGUCGAAGUCGCAGCACUCCACAACUUGUGGACCAUUCGGAUUCUGCUACGAGGAAACCUGCCCUGCCUCCGCGGCGAAAAUUUGAGAAACCAUUCACCCCGGAAACGGAUUCGAAAAGCCUGGAUACUGGGGACUUGAUUGAUCUGCGAGACGAAGAAGAGCCUAAGACGCAGACUCCCACUGCUAAUACAUCUGGCAAACCGCGUCUCCCUCCCACUAAGCCUUCAAAACCGUCCACGCUGCGCACAUCAUCUGGGGCCACCGACACCCUCGAGCCCCUGGCAGGAGUUUCAAGAACACCAUCUCAAGAAGCGAUUCGCCGCAAGCCAGUUCCUCCCCUGCCGCCCCGGCGGACCUCGACAGCCAGGACGGAUUCUUUGAUCGAUUUAGACCCGUCCCCACCCAUAUCUCGCACUCAAACCGAACCAUUUACAGAUGGGAGUAAGCAGGGACCGUCGGCUUCAUCUCGCAGCAAAGCACCACCACCCGUGCCACCUCCCCGACGAACGAAUACUGCAUCGUCAUCAACAACAACCGGUAGCUCUACACCUACGAACACGGGCUCAUCGCGGCCUACAACAGCUGCAAAGCCAUCGUACCCCAUGGCGGCAGCGCAGGCCACUCUACAGUAUGCCACCGAACGCCUCAACCUGUCAUCCGCAGCGCCAAACCCUGGAUUACGAUCGACGGCAUCGAACCAGUCACUGGGAAGGACAAACACCAACACUACCACCGACUCAGGAAUGCCACCUGCGCCACUGCCCAACAAACGCGAAGAACUGUGGCGACGUCGCUGGGAGCGAGCGAGCGAGAUACUCGAGGAUCAAGGUGUUGUACUGGGUAGCUGGCGCAUUGGAAGUGACGCACAGCCUGUUUGUAUGUGGCUGAUAGAGGAACAGCUGAAACAGGGGCAAAAGAAACGCGAUAACUAA
Messenger RNA from Penicillium waksmanii, 4476 nucleotides. RefSeq lists its product as uncharacterized. The record is from RefSeq and is a predicted model, not a curated record. The transcript has 5 exons. The coding region runs from base 1 to 4476 and encodes 1491 amino acids. Gene Ontology annotation, biological process: nucleotide-excision repair; response to UV. Gene Ontology annotation, cellular component: actin cortical patch. Lineage: Eukaryota; Fungi; Ascomycota; Eurotiomycetes; Eurotiales; Aspergillaceae. Gene Ontology annotation, molecular function: phosphatidate phosphatase activity; endonuclease activity.